AUGAAGACUGAAGUCGCAAAUGGUGUGACAACAGAGAAUUUGAAGUUGUCAACUAAAAAAUCUAGGAAACUCAACCGAAAAAGGCACAGAAAUAACAGGAACAAUAUGAAGAAAAUUUCAGAUGAGGGACUCGAGGAAGAAAUCAAACUUAAGUCAAGUGGAUCUACUACUAAGUUCUUAGUUGAGCUCUAUGAGAGGUUGGAAGAGGGUGGUAAUAUGCUGUAUGCUGCAGGGCACUCCAUGCAUGAUAAGGAAUUAAUGCAGGCUGAUGCCGUUAGAACCAAUGCUGGUCAAGUUGUGGUUGGAGGCAAGACAACAACAGUCAAGUUCAUUCUUCAAAACGUCAACAAGAAAGCUCUAAGAACUGAAUUAUGGUUUCCAUGCAGCAGUGGCAAGCAUAGCAACAAGAAAGUCACUAUUCGAUACCUUAGUAACAACAAUGAGGUUAUUGCCAAGAAAACCAUGAAGUUGAAACUCACAAGAUCUCAGAUCCGACCAUAUGGGUUUACUGAUGUCACUAAGCUCUUAGAGAACACAGAGGCAGUUAGUGUUGAAUUCACUUUAAGAAAUAAAGCCAAUUCAAACCAGUUGGAAGAGAUCACCCCAAUGCUUGUCUCAUUCUCUAAAGAUGGCGCAGAAUUCUUGAACAGCGAAUCACAAUCUUCGAAACGAUCCAAGCGUUCCAUCAUUUUGGACAAUGUAUCUAAGAAAUCAAUCAAGAAACUGAAGACAAAAUCUGAGAAACGUCAAAGAAGGAAAGGCUGCCAAAAGAAAGACUUUAUUGUUGAUUUUGAGGAACUUGGUUGGGAUUCCUGGAUUGUGUACCCUAAGCAAUUCAAUGCCUACCAGUGCUCUGGAGGAUGUCCCAACCCUAUUGAUGAGAGCUACAACCCAACCAACCAUGCCCUCAUUCAGAGCCUCAUGAAGUUCAAGAAGCCAGACUCUGUGAAGAAAGGACCUUGUUGUGUACCAAGUAAACUGAAGCCACUCAGCAUGCUCUACUAUGAAGGGGAUCAACUAGUGGUGAAACAUCACGCUGGUAUGAUUGCUGACAGGUGCGCAUGUAGAUAA
Molecule: messenger RNA, 1071 nt
Organism: Owenia fusiformis
Lineage: Eukaryota; Metazoa; Annelida; Polychaeta; Sabellida; Oweniidae
Source: the annotation of a GenBank genome assembly